This is a messenger RNA of Coturnix japonica (Japanese quail), 3958 nucleotides long. Lineage: Eukaryota; Metazoa; Chordata; Aves; Galliformes; Phasianidae. The record is from RefSeq and is a predicted model, not a curated record.
AUGUCGCACAGGGCUGCACCGCCGCCAACAAGCGCUGCCCCCCGGCGCCCCGGGACGGAGGGCAGGCAGGAGGAGGAGGAGGAGCCCGCCCCAUUGGCUCUCCCCGCGGGACUUCUCGCCGUUCCCCGUCGCUCCAUUGGCCGUGCCGCCCCUUUCCCCCGAGCCCAUUGGCGGAGCGGGACGGAAUCCCCUUCGGCACGGGGAGGCGGUUCUCGGGCGGGCACCUGCGGCCGGGGCGGCCCGGGCGCGGCGGGGGUUCGGCGGCGGCGGGGGGAACAAAGAACAUGGCGGGUGAAGGAGGAGCCGGGCCGGCCCCGCCGGGAAGAACGCUCCGGGGGUUCCUGGAAACUUGAGGAGCAAUCUUCUGUGCCUGAAGACUGCAGCUCUCACCGGAUGUGUGUGUCCUACAUUAAGAGGAAUAGAAGCAGGAUCAGCUGGGGUCCAGGAAUGACAAGUUCAGGAGAGUUGGAAGCACUCUGGAGUGAACCAGGAGGAAGCCUUUAACAGCUACAGUUGUGUCGAUAAGAGUGGAUGUCCUUGGGAGAUGCUGAAGCUCAGCUUUAUCAUGAACUUUUCUUACACUUCUCAACAUCUGCACAAAGGACUUAAUUUUGUUUGGAGUUUGUAUGGUAUGAAAGAGUCGUGGCUGUAUGGGUUUCUUCCUCCUUUCACUUGAUGUCUGUAUGUUGCCUGCAGUCAGUAAUGAAGUCUGUACAAGGUCUGCUGACAUUUGGUCUGCUUUCAAGAGCUCUGAGUGACAGGUACUGUAAACAUCCUACACUCUCAGCUGUGGAAACUAAGAAAGCUGGGAGAAGGCUGUUUACUCUCCCUGCCUUGGAAAUCAUCUAGAGGGAGAGGAUGGAACGUUGUGAGCUCUGUGUUCAUUGUAUUUCUGACAGCCUGUACUUCUUAUUUUAUGUUUGGUGUCAGUAAACAAAUAAUAGCAUUAUAUCAUGCCAUCAGGCUCUUGCAUUCUGACUGAGGCUUGAACUCAUAAUAAUAAUAAAAAAGGGCCUUCCGAACAAUGUACUUACCUGCAGUCCUGGCUUGAGGGAAACGUAAAGGGUAGCAGUAACACACAGCAAGACCUUCGUCCUUAAAUACUGGGUAGAACAGACUUAUUUUGCUGUUUGAUCACAAGUUAGUGUGCACGUUUUCAGGUUCACGCAUCAGUGGUGUAUUUUGUUAAAGUCCUCCUUAAAUGUUUCAGUCUUGUGUUCACUCAGUUUAUGUUUUCCUGCCUGGAGGGACUAGAAACAGAUGUCUGAAGGCAAAAAAAAAGAGUUCUAGGGGACUUCAAGCUUCAGUUCUUAUUUGAAGAAAUUGAGAUAUUAACCCCAAUUAGCUUUGUAUUUAAAUAAACUGAAUUAAAGAUGCUGAAGUAUUUAGCUUGGGUUUUAUACUAGCUCUUCUGUGCCACUUGCCAUCCAGGUUGAAUUAUGCUUUGUACUUUUUUGGCAUUCUUUCUUCCUUCUCUUGUUUCUUUCUAUUUCCCAUUAAUUAAGAAGAGCUUCUCAUUUUGAAAGUACAAUAAUUUUCUUUGAUUUUAAAUCUAAAAUCGUACUGGCAUGGUCUAAAUGCUCAUAAAAUGUACUUUUAUGGCUAUUCUCAAGCAGUGAUGUUGGCAGAAAUACUAUUAUUCAUGCACUUUAUUUUUUACAAUUUAUUGGAGGGGGGGCAUCUUUUGUGCUUUCAAAGAAGUUUUUCAUAAUGCAGUUAAGUUCCAAGAUAACCUUUUGUGCUCUAUCAUCAUAUUUAGCAAAGCUAUUUAAACAAAAAGCUCUGAUAGAUGAGAUGUCCUAAAGAUUUUAAAUAACUGGAUUUGGGUAGUGAUGGAAGUGGAAAGAGAACAGCAGAAUGGUAGAUCUUGUAAGGUUUUGAGAUAGUACUUCUACAGAGUGGUCUAAAAAAAAGGAAUUCAAACAGGCAGAUCUCUAAAGAAAAAAGGGGGGAAAAAAAGUCCAUGUUUUUAAGCAGUAAUUGUUCAGGAAAAGGAAAUGGAGGAAAAGAAAGUCCUGGGGUCCAGUGAAGUGCUAUAGACAGGGUUUAAGAUGGUGUCUGGCUGUACAUAAACAAACACCAGUUCCUCAGGUUUAUGACGUUUUGACUCGAUGUGUAUAGUGAUGUUGCAAGUGUGGUCAGUCUUAUAGAAAGAUGAUUUUAUGGAGAAAUGAGCUGUUCAGACUAGUGAAACGAUAGAGGGUAGCAUUUCCUAACACACGUGGUUCCCUUGGCAGAGAGAGAUCUCCAAGAGUGGUGGAGCACAGAAUUAUAUCCUCCAUCCUGUGAUAAUUCUGAUUAUAGGCCGUGCUGUUGAGAACAGGCAGUUCCUUGAAAGGAGGCAUCAGCUUUAAUAUGUGUUUUACUGUCUUUUUUAUUUUUAAUUUAGAUUUGCUUUAGGCUAAGGACUGCUGUUUUCUGUCAAAUGCUGUGUUUAGCAUUAGCUAUUUGUUGUCUAAUGGUGAAAUUCCAUCUUUGAUUUUUAUCUGUGUAAGUUGGGACUGUCAAUGCUCUUCUCAGACAUUUUUUUUUCCUUGGCCAUUCUUUCCUGUGGUUUCACUUGUGCUGGUAUUAACGUUUGUUUAAACAGUGAGCUUAGUUCAGUGGCUUGACUCAGCUGAAAAUUAAACAAGAAAACCAGCUUUUAUCUGGACCAGAUGAGUAAUAGCUUACUGCCCUACCAUGGUGCUGCGGCCAAAAUGCUAAUACCUUCAAACAUGUCCACCUUUCUAAAGGGCUAGAGCAGAUUUUGCUGUAAAUAGGACCAUCAAAUCCUAAUGCAAAAAGAGAAUGAAAAUACAGGAUUUUGUAUGUUUCUGUAUUUGGCAGUAGAUUGUUCUAUUGUUGCUGUUUUUCAGCACUUUGCUGGCAAUUGCUUUCAUAAAUUCAGAUUAAAUUAUCGCGAUUUAAACUUUUGAUUCCUUGACGGCUAUUUAUGCUUCUGUGUCUUUGAAAGAUUUGUUUACAAAGUGUAAUAAACAAAUUGUGUUGGUAAUGGGAAGCUACCAGUAAUUUUACUGCCUCCAUAUCUUUCAUUUUAAAGGUAUCCUUGGAUAUGUUUGCACCAGACAAAGCAUUGUGUAAAUUGCAUUCUUUCUAGUUCAUGUCUUGGUCUUCUUCCAUAAGUAUCACUUGCCAAGCCAAAGGCAAGCUAAGCAUUCUUUUCUCGUGCAAAACUCAGAUCUCGAGGAGUUUAAGAUUCUUUCCAAUCAAUUAAAUAUAGAGCUUUCCUAUUGUGAGAGAACAUACACGGCUUCUCCAAAACUCUCUUGCCAGUAAUGAGUUUUGGAUUGGGUCCUUAGAGAGGUAAUCUGGAGAGCUACCACAGCAAAUUGGCUGUGGGAAAUCUGUGAUUGGAAGCAUAAGCAAAAUCUGUGAUUGGAGGCAUGGGCCUUUUGCUGGUCUUUUUUUUCUUAAUGAGUGUUAUGCCAAGAUGCAAAAGUGACCUGUUCUGUGUGGUUCUUGGCACUGCUCAGGAUGGUGUCGUUCUUGCAUGCUAAGCUCAACAUGUUCCUUGGAUCGAUUGUGCUUGGGAGUCCCUGAGCAAGGCUGUCUCUUGUUUAAAGAUUGCAGCCUGACCUUGGGUUUUACAAGUGAAAUAUUAGAAAAACAUUGUAUUAGAAGUUUCAAAGAGCUGCCGGUGGGGGAAAAGGGAGGUGAAGGAGAAAGAGAGGAAGAGAUGUGGGUUACUUGUCAUACAGAGGGGAGGGGAUGGGCAGAGGGGGAAUAAUAUCCUGCUCAUUUUCAGUGCAGACGAUUUCUUGAUAACAGCAAAAGAGCAACGAUUGUCCUUGAUACAUAUACAAAAAGUGAGCAUUUAUUUUAUGCAGUAAAUUUGACUGUCAAGGGCUCUAAUUCAGUGUGUGAGAAUUGAAAGGUCUGUGACAAGCUAUUGUACUUUGAAGACCUCUGUUCUAAAAUCAAAGAAAAAAAAAUUGCUUUGAAUGAAAGAGUGGAA